GGUGUGUAGAGGGGCUGUGCGUUGUCCAUCGACUUCAUGUACAUGUGGACAUGAGCACCCACACGCAGGCACUCAAUAUUGACAUCUACACAUGCAGGCCGUCCUGAGGCCCUCGUUUGAGCGUGUCCAUACGCACGGGCAUGACGAUGAAAACGACACGCGUCAAGUCUGACCGUACACCACAAGCACGCGCAGCACUACCCACCUCUCCCACUUGUCGCCUCCCUAUUGGCCCUUAGCUACCAGAUCCAGCGUGAAUGUACAAAACCCGAGGAUACUCUCCGCCCACCCUACUACCUCAAUCAUGUCACACUGGAUAGUGAGGCUGUCGAGUGAGUAUGAAGCCAUUACCCGCUCAUAGCACUCACACGCCAACGCACGCACCUCCUUCUCUGCAUGGGCUAUCUGCUCCUCAUCUGACGCCCCCUCCUCGCCUAGCUCAAACUCACUGGGAUCGAGCUGCAGUCUCAGAUGCGCUUUGGAUGGCCGCACGUGGGUCACGACACUCAUCACCGACAAGGCCUGAUCUUUGUUGAGAUCAAUCAGAUCUUCAUCAUCGCCAAACGACAGCGAUGUCACGGCAGGGCGUGCGAGUGGUUGGCAUGCAUGAGGCAACGCACGCACGUGAUGGCCUAAAACGACGCUGACCUCAUCGAUGCGCUCAGUGGGAAGCAGUGGCAGGCACUCAGACAAGACAGAGAGGUCAGAGGUUCUGAACUGGACUGAUCUGACGUGGCGCAGGCUGCCUAGAAGUGUGCUAAGCUUGUUGGGGCCGGCAGGAAAGCGCCAGGCGCCCGCAGGGGGGUGGGCUCGGUAGGACAGAUUCGCCAGGUUGGACUCGAGGCGCUCGACUGCGGGAAAACAGACGUUGUUGCCGUCCUCGUCGACUUCGGUCAGGAAUGGGGGAAUGCUGUCCGACACGAUCUCCGCGCUCUGCACGCUCUGACGGCCCUCCUGCGAACGGCCGAUCCACAGCUGCGUCACGUUGGGAAACUUGAGCACGUCCUUCCACGACUCGUCCAGAGGCGUGCCGCCACAGAAGAGCCACACCUGAGACGAAGGCAGCCAUACAUACGAACCAUGCGAUUUGAUUCUUGUCUGUCAUUCGUUGUCCCACUUACCUCCUCAGCUUGUUUGGCGACUUGGUUGACCACGUCAGCUACAGGGCCACGCACAGCAGGGAAGACAGUCGACGCCUCCUUGCUGCAGUCGACUCUCAUGCACUUGCCGUAGUUCAGCUGCCACUCGACCGUGGCGCCGACUCGUCGGGCCCACGCGAGGAAGUCGGGCAGGGGGCGGGUCAGGUCGCCGAAGUUGUGGUUGAUGGGGCAGUCGUACACGAACUCGAUCGUCUUCUUGACUCCUGAUUGAUGGAUGAUCGAAAGACAGGGCGUCAAUUCAUGCAUCGAGUCAGGUCUCUCCUAUCCCCUUUGUCCGUCAUCUCAUCUCACCUUGCAUCUCCGGUUUGCUCCAGAAGUUCUCCAGAGAUCUCUGCAGCUCAGCUAGAUGACCAUUCCUCAACGCACGCUCGCUGACGCGCACCCCGCGGAUGGUGGUGAGCCGCUUGGACUUGCCCAGGGCAGCGAUGAAGUCGGGGCUGUCGUGAUCGCACACGAUGUUGACGGCGAGUGUCAUGAGCUGAGGGGAGGAGCUCGCGAUGUGGGUGAGGCCCUUGAGAGCCCUACGAGGGACGCGGAGACCUCGGCAGUCUUCCAGGGCAGGGAAGGUGGUCCAUGUGGCUUCACUGCAGAAAACAACAACACACAGAUGAAUGUGUGUGCAUGGUCAGCCUGACUCACCUGAAGUAUAUGAUCCACGUGUCGCAUUCCACGUGCAGGUCGGUGAGUGCCGUGAAGGCCACCGGAGGGGGCGCACACCACGCCGCACGGAAGUUGAAGUUCCCGCCAUCGCCGUUGAUGUAGAGGUGUGUGAGGGAUGUCUUGGCGGCCUCCAGACAUGUCGCUACGAAGGAACGACGGCUCGAGUUGUGGUCCUCGUACGGUCCUGCAGAUGACGGGAUGUGGGCUGUCGUGACGUUGGCCUGAACCAGACAGACAGACAGAUCCACAUACACGCAUGGAUGUCGUGGGCGGAUGUGAGCGGCACGGUGUGGGUCUCGCUCACCAGUUUGCCCCUCAGACGUGUCUCUGUGUCCAGGUCGAGGUUGUUCCACGCCUUGGCCUCCUUCUCAGCGAUGGUCAGGUUGCGGUAGAUGCCGAAGGGCGUGGCCUUGCUGCUGCCGUCUUGGGCGCUGCUCGGGCGUUGGCUGUCCGAGUGGUAGUCGGCUAUGCUAUUGAUGCCCUUGUUGAGGAGACAGAGGACGGUGGCCUCCCUGGUGGUCAGCCACGAGGCCAUGUCACACAGCAGCGGGCCCUCCAGGCCACACAGACACGGCCCACCGACAACCUGACACACACACACGCACGAGUAGCGAGUGUGUAUCUUAAGGGGCUUUAUGUGUGUCGAGGCUGACGUUCGCGUGUUGCUGAUGUUGGUCGUGUCCCUGGUCGUCUUGCUGGGGGCUGCUCGACACAUCAACUGCAAACACAACAGCGAGACAGACAGACGGACGGCGUUGGGUGAAUCGAUGCAUGAGAGUUUGAUGCACACACUUUCUGUGUCAAUCGUCAAUACGUACCACCUCCACCACUAGCACCAGCAGCAGCAAAGGUAGCAUGCUGACCCGGUCGGUCCUCCACACGCGCUCGCUUGCUAUCCGACACACCAGCUACCUGCACACACAAAGAGAGGAUUAGAGGGCAGAUGGUGGUUUGCCUGACUGGCUGUUGUCAACACACACACCGAUAUGGAUGAUCCAUGGGAUGCCUUCUGAAUCCUUUCCACGGUCAGAUCAUCCGCACGACCACUGCAGUCGCCCUGUUGCGCAGGCAGCACACGCACAUGACACACCGCAGUUGCAAUGCAUACCUCUGCCACUCCGCCCUGUGCGUGAGUGGUGUUGUGUAUGUUGCUCAGACAGUCGGCCGCCUCCUUGAGGCAGUCGCCGCCACGGCUCGUGUGGCCCACCGCCACAGACAGGUCGCCGACCGUCAGUGAGGCGUCAUUGCCAGCUACCUGAAGCAACACAAGGAUGGAUACAUGACAUACGGAAGACACCAACACACAUACCACCCGCCCCACUCACUUGUGAUUCAAGUGUAUGGAUGAGCGUCUUGAUGCGAUCUAUCUCAUGUCGAAACUGACGGAGGCCCUCAUCGCGAUCAGCUUCCUGUCCACAAAGACAUACACACACACACGUACACUCACGCCAUCCAGCCAGUGUACGCGGCAUCAGGCGGUUCAUGGUAACGUACCGGACGGGUCGGCCCGUCGUUGCCAUCUUGCUGCAUAGCUGCAGCCUGCGGCUCAAUGACCUCGUCUGCAUGACCACAAACAACACAAUCCGCAUUGAAUGGUCACCCCGGGCCGGUGCUGUUUCAUGUGUGUCUGUGCACCUGUGAGUGAGGCCCUCAGCCGCAGAUGCCUACGUCUGCCCUCAAGUGCUGCACGGGCAGCCAACCAACGCUGAUGAAGACCUCCUGACCGCCUCCUGAGCACACAGCGGCCGCAUAGCCUAGCGCUGCAAGUGACAGAAUUCAUCAUUUCCCAUGAUUUCUGUACCCUCCCCCCUCACCUCUCGCUCAGUCGCCAUCAAAUCACCAUCGCGAGGUUUUGCU
This is a messenger RNA of Vitrella brassicaformis, 3677 nucleotides long. The record is from the annotation of a GenBank genome assembly. Lineage: Eukaryota; Vitrellaceae.